AUGAGCUUCAAUCGGCAAAGAGUAGCACUGGCAUGUACUUAUUGCCGCCACCGGAAACGGCGAUGUGACGCCACCAAACCAAGAUGUAAUAAUUGCACCAGGUCAGGAGCGGACUGUCAUUACGAUGAUGGCCCCUCGCAAAGAAUCGAUACUUCUGGAGGCACAAAGGAAAUAAUAAGUCGGUUGAAAGACAUCAAAGACAUACUGGCUGAGCAACAGCAGCAUUUAACAGCCUUAUCAUCCAGGAACCAUUCUCAGCCAGCAUCUCGCGUCAACUUAUCGCAAGGCGCUACGCCAAAUGCAAUUGAUGGAUCGCCAAUAAGUGCUCCUGCGAAUGGGACGCAAGCUAUCGACGACGAGCCUCCACAAUUCUCCUCUAGUAUGAGAGAGCCGUUGGACGUAGCAUCUGAACCGAUGAAUAUUCCGGCCGAGCACAAGACGUCUUCAAGUUACCUCCUAGGUCUACCAGCUGUGAAAAUGCUAGUAGGUGAAUAUCCGACAAACCUAUUCUUCCUACUAGAGAGCCAGAGUCCUCUGCCACCGGAGCUGUCUCCAGAGCAGUCGCAGAAUCCGCUGCCUCCUUUCCAAAUAGAACGAUCGGUACUUGACCACCUAGUUGCCACCUUCUUCUCGUCAGUACACGUUAGCCAUCCAAUACUCGAUCAGGCAGAGUUUACAGAGAUCUACGAACGAUUCCUGGACAAGGGAGCAGACUCGAGCACAGAGUCAGCCUUAUGUAUGACAGUCUUUGCUCUUGGUGCUUCCAGUCUACCAAUGGGUUUAUGCCAUCCGCAAACUUCUCCCAAUGGUACGAAAUAUAUGAAAUAUGCUCUACCAACGCUCAUGCUCCGCUCAUUAUGGUUGUUUUCCUUCGAUCUCACAUUAGCUCAGGCACUUGUUCUGGCGAGUGUUUAUUUUGCAUAUAUUGUCCGUCCGCUUCAUAGUUGGCGACUCAUAUACUUGGCUACCAAUCUUUUACAACUAAAGCUUUCAAGCUUGGAUUGCCAAAAGCAAACGCUCAAUACAGAAGUCGAUAUACUGCGGCUAUUUUGGUCUUGCUUUAUCAUCGAAUGCGACAGGCUCGCUGAGCUGGAGCUCCCUAGAAGCAGUCUUCAACAAUUGACUGAUGACGCAAGCCUGCCCCGAUGUGGGAAUCUGGAUGAUCUUCACAUGACAGCCUAUCUGGCCGAGAUAUCUAUCAGACGACUUCUGAACCGCAUACACAACUCCCUAUACCCAAGAACACCAAAUUCUCUCAACACGUCUCUUUCUUCAACCUCACUGAUGACACCAGAAGAGUUUUCUAUCGACGAGCUAACUUCGAUCACCUCUGUCUGUGAAGAACUGCACAGUCAACUCGACUUAUGGCACGCAGCAAUCCCCGAGCAGUUCCGACCACCACUUAAUCUUGAGGAAAUAGACAAUGACAGGAUAUCCAUAUUGAGAAUUCGAUACUAUGCCGCGAAACAUAUUAUAUACCGACCUUUUGUUCUCCAUGUUACAACGCACACGAGCUCACAGAUUUCGAGUGCUAUUGUCGAGAAGGCAGGUAUUUGUAUCGAAAGUUGCAGUUUGUAUCUUUACCACACCUCUAAGAUUCUUCGCGCUCCAAGUCAGUACACUUGGACGUUUGCAUUGUCGUAA
Fusarium oxysporum Fo47 is the source of this 1644-nucleotide messenger RNA. RefSeq lists its product as uncharacterized. Gene Ontology annotation, molecular function: zinc ion binding; DNA-binding transcription factor activity, RNA polymerase II-specific; DNA binding. Lineage: Eukaryota; Fungi; Ascomycota; Sordariomycetes; Hypocreales; Nectriaceae. Gene Ontology annotation, biological process: regulation of DNA-templated transcription; DNA-templated transcription. Bases 1 to 1644 code for a protein of 547 amino acids. The transcript is spliced from 4 exons. The record is from RefSeq and is a predicted model, not a curated record.